Molecule: messenger RNA, 1095 nt
Organism: Alternaria triticimaculans
Lineage: Eukaryota; Fungi; Ascomycota; Dothideomycetes; Pleosporales; Pleosporaceae
Exons: 2
Coding region: 1-1095 (364 amino acids)
Source: RefSeq, a predicted model, not a curated record
AUGUCGACCUCAAAUGGCCCGCUUGAUGAAGUCCUCCAGGACCCUGUGACGCCCCAGGCUAGAGUGGAGAUUGUGCAGCGGUUAUGGCGAGGUGGUAGAGAAGCAUCGUCAAAACCAGCCCCUUUCGCAUGGGAUGCAUACUUUGGAUACUACACUCGGGAGUGUAAUGCAGCCCUCACUGAUGAGGGCGCCCAUCUCUGCUCAAGAACGCAUCGAAGCCUUUUGCAGGUUACGCACCUGCUAGAAGACGCGGCCGACCAAGAGGAAAUCAAGGAAAGGCUACGCCAGAUGCUCACAACGCAGAGGACAAGCGCAGACGAGAAGAAGAUGUUAGACGGUUCUCUGAAGUUAGCAACUCGCAUAUUUGCGAUGAUCAGCAUCGGUCCGCUUUCAUCCGAGAUAUCCGCGAAGCAUUCCCUGCCCUGGGCCCAAGGCGCAUUCACGGAUGCCGUGCAUGAAUACUUCAAUCAGCCUCCAGAUAUCGAACUGGAUCCCAAGGAGGAUGUUGUCAGUGCAGAUCUCAUAUGCCACAACAUUGAGCGAAUGUCAGGUAUUGAGGUGCUUUGGACCGAUAAUUUGCUCGAUCAUUUGCGCCUCGUCGAAGGAGACAAGAAGCUUUGUGUCUUCCAUCAUGCGUCGUUCUUGAGAAAGAUGAUGGCCAUUGAGAGUCCAAUCUUCCCAGGCGGUCUUAUCGAAGAAACGCUAGAUACGCUGGCUCUGCUGUUCCCAGAGUCGGAUCGCAAAACGAAACGGUGGCUAUCAAUGAAAGGCCGAGCAAACUCAGCGCAGAUGCCGAUAGAUAGCACAUUGGGAAAAUGUGGUCGCUAUCGACCUGGGCAUCCAUCCAGGCGCCUGGAGCGAUUCCAGUUCUGGCGUGAUCGGUUGGUCUUACUGGGGGAAGCAGUCGAGGAAGCCACGCCAACGUCCAAGGCGUUGCUAAAAGCCCUGUCAGACAGCAAGAAAGGCGAUCACUGGCUCAACUCCUGGAUAGCGAUUGUGGCGAUAGGUCUUACCCUCUUCUUCGGUCUGGUGCAAAGCAUUGAGGGUGCCAUACAGGUAUACAAGGCGUAUCAUCCGCAGGCAGAGUCGGCAUAG